Leptosomus discolor (cuckoo roller) is the source of this 833-nucleotide messenger RNA. The record is from RefSeq and is a predicted model, not a curated record. Lineage: Eukaryota; Metazoa; Chordata; Aves; Leptosomiformes; Leptosomidae.
AGUGAUAAAGGCUAUCGAGGUGGGAAGAACAACUCAGGAAAGGUUUGUUUCCCUUUGAGAAGAGAAAAGCCAGGGAACACCGAUGAUCUAAGAAAUACGAACGCUGAUACUUGAUUCGUUUUGUGAUCCUGCCUUUCUGCCCAGCUGGACCUCGGUGACGCUCUCCAUUCUUCCACAUUGGAGAACAUUUUUCUUCGUAUGUGGAGCUGAGACCUGGGAAUGCGUUAUUAUGGCAGCAGUUGUACAGCAGAAUGAGCUUGUGUUUGAAUUUGCCAGCAACGUCAUGGAGGAUGAGCAGCAGCUUGGUGAUCCGUCUAUUUUCCCUGCUGUCAUCGUGGAGCAUGUUCCUAGUGCAGACCUCCUACAUAACUAUUCUGGUUUAACCUGCGUGGAUGAACCUAGUGACAUGAUCACUGAGAGCUCUCUGGACGUCGCAGAAGAGCAAAUCAUAGAAGAUGAUGAUAUCACCCUCACAGUUGAAGCAUCUUGUCAUAAUGGAGAUGAAACAAUGGAAACAAUCGAGGCUGCUGAAGCACUUCUCAAUAUGGACUCCCCUGGUCCUAUGCUGGAUGAAAAAAGAAUAACAACUAUGUUUGGCACAACUGAAGAUGAUGAUAUGGUGGCUCCUAUUACACACGUGUCAGUCACACUUGAUGGGAUCCCUGAGGUGGUGGAAGUUCACCAAGCUCCAGACCGUUACGCUGAAUCACCAGAGACUCCAGAAUUUGAACAACCGAAGAAGAAAAAAGGGAAGAAGCCGAAACCAUCUCGUCCUGAGUCCCCUACCACAACUCCAAACAUAUCUGUGAAAAAGAAAAACAAAGAUGGAAAGG